CUCAGGCCUGAGAGCUGACCAUGCCACGGAACCAACUACAUAAUGGGCUGAAUGCUGGACUCUUCGGGCUGCUGCUGCUUCUUAUCCAUGUGCAGGGUCAGGACUCACCAGAGGCCAACCCCAUCAGAAACACAUAUACAGGACAGGUCCAAGGCAGCCUUAUCCAUGUGAAGGACACUAAAGCUGGUGUCCAUACCUUCCUGGGAAUCCCCUUUGCCAAGCCUCCUGUAGGACCACUGCGCUUUGAACCUCCUGAGGUCCCUGAACCAUGGAGUGGUGUGAGAGAUGGGACCUCACAGCCGGCCAUGUGUCUGCAAAAUCUUGACAUGCUGAAUGAAGCAGGCCUGCCAGAUCUGAAAAUGAUCCUGUCUUCCUUCUCUAUGUCUGAGGACUGCCUGUAUCUGAACAUCUACACGCCAGCCCACGCCCAUGAGGGCUCUAACCUGCCUACGGUGGCCAAGCGCUCUGGAUGUGAGGCCACGGAUUCACAGGCCCUGGUGCGCUGUCUGAGAGGCAAGAGUGAAGCAGAGAUUCUGGCUGUUAACAAGGUCUUCAAGAUGAUCCCUGCUGUGGUGGAUGGGGAGUUCUUCCCCAGGCAUCCCAAAGAGUUGUUGGCAUCUGAGGAUUUUCACCCUGUCCCCAGUAUCAUUGGUGUCAACACUGAUGAGUUUGGUUGGACCAUUCCUAUGGUCAUGGGCUCUGCUCAGAUGAUAAAGCAAAUAACCAGAGAGAAUCUGCAGGCUGUUCUGAAGGAUACAGCAGUACAAAUGAUGCUGCCUCCUGAGUGUGGUGACCUGCUAAUGGAAGAAUACAUGGGGGACACUGAGGAUGCCCAGACCCUCCAAAUACAGUUCACAGAGAUGAUGGGAGAUUUCAUGUUUGUGAUCCCUGCACUCCAAGUAGCACAUUUUCAGCGCUCCCAUGCCCCUGUCUAUUUCUAUUAGUUCCAACAUCCACCCAGCUACUUCAAGGAUGUCAGACCAUCCCAUGUGAAGGCCGACCAUGCUGAUGAGGUUCCUUUUGUCUUUGGGUCCUUCUUCUUGGGCAUGAAACUUGACUUCACUGAGGAGGAGAAGCUGCUGAGCAGGCGAAUGAUGAAGUACUGGGCCAACUUUGCACGACAUGGGAACCCCAACAGCGAGGGUCUACCCUACUGGCCUGUGUUGGACCAUGAUGAGCAGUACCUGCAGCUGAACACCCAGCCUGCUGUGGGUCGAGCCCUGAAGGCCAGAAGGCUGCAGUUCUGGACCAAGACUCUGCCCCAGAAGAUCCAGGAGCUAAAGGCUUCUCAGGACAAGCACACGGAGCUUUAG
Messenger RNA from Mus pahari (shrew mouse), 1313 nucleotides. RefSeq names its product acylcarnitine hydrolase-like. The transcript is spliced from 10 exons. Gene Ontology annotation, cellular component: intracellular membrane-bounded organelle. Gene Ontology annotation, molecular function: carboxylic ester hydrolase activity. Lineage: Eukaryota; Metazoa; Chordata; Mammalia; Rodentia; Muridae. The record is from RefSeq and is a predicted model, not a curated record.